Hemibagrus wyckioides is the source of this 5338-nucleotide messenger RNA. RefSeq lists its product as uncharacterized. The coding region runs from base 3372 to 3920 and encodes 182 amino acids. The transcript is spliced from 3 exons. The record is from RefSeq and is a predicted model, not a curated record. NCBI's taxonomy places the organism in Eukaryota, Metazoa, Chordata, Actinopteri, Siluriformes, Bagridae.
AGAAUACAGAUUCAGGAGCCUGAGUUAAUGCGGUCAUGAAAUAAAGUGAAGGAUCUCUGUGACUGAGUGGUCAGAUUGUUGUGGUCAGGUGAGUGGACUGGAGUGUCCUGUACUUGCUGAUCUCCUGCUGGGAUUUUCACACUGCAUGUAGACUAACUCAGUACUGCUUAUAUGGUUGGAGAGCAGAGCAGAAACGCAGACUCUCAUCAUACACAAGCUUCAGUAGGAUGAUGAGCUACAAUUGCAGAUUAGAAAGAACAUCUCCUGGUCAUUUGUCCAGCCUUCAGCUGUCCAGUUUGGCUCAGAGCAAUGAGGUGGUCUUCUGAUGCUGUAGCUCAUGCACCUGUGUGAACGUUACCUGAAGCUCUUGCUUUGGAUCUACAUGAUUGUAUUCAUUGUGCUGCUGCUACAUGAUCGAUGAAUUAAGAUUCAAGAGAUGUAUUGUCAUAUGCACAGUGAAAACACAACGGUUUAGAGCAUACAAUAACAUUCUUACUUUGCACGUCUGCCUUACCAAAGAAUAAAAAUAAUAGAAUAUAUGAAAAAUCCAAUAAAUAAAUAAAAAGAUGUAGUAUAUACAGAUUAAGACACAAGUAAGGUGCUCAGUGUGUUGUGAGUCUUUUUGUCCUUGAUCUCACACUCCUGUAGCGUCUCCCAGACGGCAGAAGUGUGAAGAGGUUGUGUUGUGGGUGUGUAUUGUCACUGAUAAUGUUAUGGGCCCUCCUGAUGACCCUGCUGUUGUAAAUGUCCUGGAGUCAUGGGAUGGCCGCUCCACAGAGGAACUGUGCAGUUUUUAUGACACGCUGGAGAGCUUUCCUGUCCUGAACAGUGCAGCUUCCGUGCCACACUGUGAUUGAGCUGGUGAUCACACUUUGAACUGGACAUCUGUAGAAGUUGCUGAGGAUCUCGGUUGACAUGCCAAAUUUCCUUAGCCUUCUUAAGAAGUACAGUCGCUGCUGAGAUCUUCUCAGAAGCUGCUGUGUGUUGUCAGACCAGAUGAAGUCCUCGCUGAUGUAGGUUCCAAGGAAUUUGAAGGUUUUCACCCUCUCUACCUCUGUCUCACCGAUGUAGAUUGGGGUGUGCUGCUCCUUCCUCCUUCUCCUAGGAUCAAUGAUCAUCUCCUUAGUCUUAUCUGUAUUUAAGGAGAUAUUAUUUUCCUGACACCAGGCUAUCAGACCUGCUACUUCCGUUCUGUAAGAUGUUUCCUCACCACCAGUAAUGAGUCCGAUGACUGUGGUAUUACCCGCAAACUUUAUCAUCUUGGUGUUGGUUUGGGAGGCCAUGCAGUCAUAGGUAAAGAGGGUGGACAGCAGUGGGCUCAGGACACAUCCUUGGGGGGUCCCUGUGCUCACAAUUCUGAUGCCUGAUGUCCAGUUUCCUACUCUGACUGACUGGGGUUUGUCCAUCAGGAAGUUCAGCACCCAGUUACAGAGAGACGGUGAGGAGCUUUUCGGAGAGCCUGUGUGGAAUAACUGUGUUGAAUGCAGAGCUGUAGUCGAUGAAUGACAUUCUCACAUAUUACCCACAUUACCCUCUAAGUGUGUGAGGGCUGUGUGGAUGGCGGUGUUGACAGCAUCUUCAGUGGACCGGUUUUGUAGAUAUGCAAACUGAAAUGGGCCCAAGAUGGUUGGAAUGUUCCUUUUAAUGUGGGACAUGACUAUCCUUUCAAAACAUUUCAUCGCUAUUGGGGUGAGUGCAACAGGACAAUAGUCAAUCAGGCAGGUCACAGUGUUCUUCUUUGGGAAAGGUAUGAUGGUGGUGCACUUGAAGCAGGUGGGCACCAAGGCCUGAGUGAGGGACAGAUUAUAGAUGUCUGUGAAUACAUCAGCCAGUUCAGACGAGCAAAACAUGAGUGCCGGCCCCGGGAUGUUAUCUGGGCCGGCUACCUUCCGUGGGCUUGUUUUCCUCAGAGCCAUGCGCACCUCUGCUGAUGACAUGGUGAGUGGCGUGUCCAGUAUGCCCCCUGAGGCCAGCUGUUGGCCAGUGUUUGAGACCUUGAAGCAAGCAUAAAACUCAUUCAGCUCAUCUGGGAGUGUGAUCAUGGGAGUUGUGUCUCUUUGACCUCUUUACUGGUACUCUGUUAUGUGGUGAAGACCUUGCCACAUGUGCCGUGAGUCUGCAGUGGUGUAAUAUCCCUCCAGCCUCAGACUGUAGUCUCUCUUGGCCUUCCUGAUUGAUUUGAAUAAGUUGUAUCUGGCUUGGCCUUCCUGAUUGAUUUGCAUAAGUUGUAUCUUAUUGUAUUCUCCAAUGUCUCCAGAGACAAAUGUGGUGGAGCGGGCACGAAAACAUGGCCCGCACCUCACAGUUAAUCCAAGGUUUAUCAUUGGGAUAGAUCUUGCAGUGUUUUGGGGGAAUGAUAUUUUCAGUGCAUGUGCUGAUAUAGCUGGUUACAGCUGCAGCAUACUCCUUCAGGUCUACAGUAGAGUCCUCUCUUAGAGCAGCAGUUUUAAACACAGCCCAGGUGACUGCAUAAAUCAGCAGAUACUGUUGCUCCUAAUGAAGUGUAUUAGAUAAUACAAUCAUAUCAUUUAUAAUAUAUCAAUAAUACUGUUAAAAUAACUUUUCUGCAUAAUGACUGUUAGUGAACUCACCAGGACAAAUCUGUGUGUGGAUGAGUGUUAAUAGCUGAUAGAGAGAGAAUAAAGAGAGACUGCUGAGGGAUGAGUGUUUAUACCUGAAGAGAGAGAGAGAAUAAAGAGAUACUGCUAAGGGGAUGAGUGUUUAUAGCUGAUAGAGAGAGAGAAUAAAGAGAGACUGCGGAGGGGAUGAGUGUUUAUAGCUGAUUGUCACUGUGCAUACAAGUCCAGACCACCAGAGGGAUCCCUCGCCCGAAUAUUGACUGUGUACACCUGGUUUCCGGUUUCUAGGGCUUUUAAGCAGCAUGCUCCCUCUAUUGUACGCAAAGUAUCGUUUCUGAGUGUCACGUACCAAGCCUUGAUUACUGCCUGAUUAGUCUUUGAUGUGUAUGAUCCUUGCCUGUUUGCCUUGAUUACGAGUUUCGGUUUCUGUUUCUGUUUUGAUCACUAGUGUUUUGCUUUUCCAGUUUUUGACUCUUUGCUUGCUUACCUGUUUACAAUUCUGCCUGCUGUCUUCAAUAAAUAUCUGCAUAUGGAUUCAGACAUUCACGCUUCCAGUGAGUCCUUACAGGAUACUUUGCCCGACAUGAAUCCAGCGGAUAUGAGAGCUGUUCUGUGGCGCCAGUGCGUCCUCAUCCAGGCUUAUCAGACGGAAGUGGAUACAUGCAAGGGUGCCAACCAACAGCUCCAACAACAGCCGACCAACCAAGCUUCUGCUACCAUGCCAGCGUCAGGUUCACGCAGUGAGUUACCAUGCUUCGCUUUACCGGAGAAGUUUGAUGGCUCUGCCGACCAAUGCCGAGGAUUUCUACGGCAGUGCACCAACUUUUUCCAGCAACAGCCAGAAGCCUACGGCAGCAAAACAACCAGAUGUGCGUUUAUGCUGUCACCUCUCCCCCUCCUCCGCCACCCGUCUUCGAGAUCUCGAUCCGCAACCGCUUCGCUCCUCUCCGCAAGGCAGCACGCGACGCGGUGAUCAUCGGACACGUCCGUGCUACCGCGGCUAAAGGUAAGGUGCACACUCGUUGUUUUCCUGGUGCUCGUGUUGUUGAUGUUGCUGCACAGGUACGGGCGAUCCUCACCAAGAACAUCGGAGCCAUGGUCCUCCAUGCUGGCACAAAUGACAUCAGGCUGAGGCAGACAGAGAUCCUGAAGAAGGACUUCAAGAACCUGGUGGAGAAGGUUCGCACCACAUUGCCCCCGACGAGGAUUAUCGUGUCAGGACCACUUCCCACGUUCCAGCGAGGAAUCGAGAGGCUCUACCAUUACGAUGGCCUUCACCGAAGCAGAGCUGGAGCAGCAGUCCUCUCGGACAACAUACCCAGGGCACUCCACACCAUCUGACUGGCAUACAGAGACUGUGCCGGCUCCAGUGGCAUCUGGAGAUGGACCAGCUCCAGCUGGGUUCUGCUUUGUGAGGAUUGGGAUAUUCAAGCAGAGCCAUGGACAACAACCUCCUUAUUGAUUUACAUAACACUAUACACAUGCUGUGUCUGCAUCACACAAUUGUCACCCAAAUGAGGAUGGGUUCCCUCUUGAGUCUGGUUCCUCUCAAGGUUUCUUCCUCAUACCACCUAAGGGAGUUUUUCCUUGCCGCGGUCGCCUCAGUCACCUCAGGCUUGCUCACUUGGGAUAACAUCUAGGACUGUUUGUCUGUUCAUGUUUGUUGUUUUCUUAUGUCGUUUCUCAUGUAAAGCUGCUUUGAGACAAUGCUCUUUGUUAAAAGCGCUAUACAAAUAAAAUUGAAAAUUGAAAUUGAACUUCUCACGGGUAAAGUGCUGGAUUGGGCAUCGGCUCUCUGGGAUUCAGAUCCCCAGGUAAAAUUGUCUGCUGAUUACUUUGCUAACCAGAUAAGGGAAGUGUUCGAAUACCCCACGGGCGGAAGAGACAUUUCUGUCCAGUUACUGGAGCUGCGCCAAGGCUUGGACUUGGCGGCCGAGUAUGCCAUUAAGUUUCACAUGCUAGCGGCGCAAUCGGGAUGGAAUGAGCCUUCUCUCAUGGCGGUGUUUCGGGAAGGACUUAACAUAGACUUAAAAGUGGAUAUGGCAUGUAGAGAAGUCAACGUUUCACUGUCACAGUAUAUAACCACAGCCAUCCGCCUCGAUAAUCUGCGCCGUCAGCACCGACGCUCCGCUGUGACGUCACGCCGCACGCUCAAACAACACGAGUUUCGUCCGGAUUUUUCUGAACCUAUGCAGCUCGGAAGAGCACGAGUUUCUGCAGAGGAAUGGGAACGGCGCAUGUGGCUCCAGCUAUGUUUUUACUAUGGGAAAACCUGCUGUGUCUUUGUGGAUUGGAUUAUUCCACCAUGAAGCGAUUUCAUUCUUCAUCAUCACCUCUCCAUCGAAUCCCAUCGUUUUGGGGCUUCUCUGGUUACAACGCCAUGACCCACUGAUCUCCUGGAGAGAGGGGGACAUCCAGAAAUGCUCUGCCCACUGUAUUAAGAACUGCUUUUUGUCUCACCCUACACUUCCAUGCAGAUCUACCUCCAUAGAGAGCCCACCCACUGCUGCCAUGACUUCAUUCCCCAGGGAAUACUCUGAUCUCCGAGAGGUGUUCAGCAAGGAAAAAGCUACCAAGUUACCUCAACACAAACCCUGGGAUUGCUCCAUAAAACUCCUCCCCAACGCCAUGCCUCCCAAGAACAAAAUUUAUCCUCUCUCCAUACCUGAAAAACAAGCCAUGGAGGAGUACAUCCAAGAAGCACUUAACGCAGGAUAUAUCUGUCCUUCCACAUCUCCCGCCGCCGCAGGGACCCUGCA